Molecule: messenger RNA, 1434 nt
Organism: Haliotis rubra (blacklip abalone)
Lineage: Eukaryota; Metazoa; Mollusca; Gastropoda; Lepetellida; Haliotidae
Exons: 4
Coding region: 66-1154 (362 amino acids)
Source: RefSeq, a predicted model, not a curated record
GCGGGAGGUUCGAUUACAAAGCAGCAGGAACUAAUACCGGCACUGCAAAAGCUUCUUUUGGGACAAUGGCGAAUAAGAUUCACAUUCCGCAGUCAUACUUUCGAAGACUUAGGAAGUGGUGUUCUCGACAGGCCAGGAGAUUCUGCUGCAUAUCUCGAGUAGCGGUUGACAAGGACUACCAUUACAAGGAGACACAGAGAAAAGAAAUUCCCACAACCUCAGAGAAUGGGUUACAAAAGCCUGUCCUGGACUUAAAGAGAUUCCUUACCCCGACCCCAGGGGACUACAGCACACACCCUGGGGCUGCUGUAUGUGGGUGUGGUACCCCGUCCGGGGAACACCCUCUCCUCCCUUCAAGAUCUGCCCACGCCGCCCAUAGUGCCAAAGAACUCGCACCCAUGUCCAGUCAGUCAUGUACAGAGGUCAAGGACAACGUGGAGGUGUCUGGCCAGCCUGAAUGCAGACACUCGGUCCUCGGACACUUCCACCAAGGUCAUAUUCCAGAAGUAUGGAGCCCGUCAAGACAUCCAGGCACCCAGUGCACCUCGGUGGCAUUGUCCGCCAUUGUUGCUAGUGCAGUUGUCCCUGCUGGUCUGUGGACUCCAGCUACACUGGACGGGGUCCUCGUGAUGGGCGACCGUCUUCACGACGCCAUCCUCGGCACCCUGGGAAGCUGGGCUCCUUCCAGCAAACAUCUGGCAGCCGAUGAGAUGGUGGAGGAGCCUGAAGACUCCCAGUCGAAAUGGCCUGUCCGGUGUGGUCGGGUCUGCGAGAUCCAGGGACUUCUGUACCCUGGCAGCAUGGACACUAACUCCCUAAGGAGUCAGCUGACCUGGGAAUGGAUGCCCGGCCAGCCCCUCAGGGAGUUUGGGGAUGCCGUGGGGAGGGUGUUCAACGCCCAGGACUGCCAGGGUGCCAUUAUUACCCUUGAUGGCAGAAGCUCGGCCCUGCUGCAGAAUCCUGCUGGAGGCUGGAUGGUUGUCGACAGCCAUGCCAAGGAUGUUUUAGGUGCCACUAACGUUGACGGGAAGUCGAGCCUCCUCAGGUUUCCUUCCCUGAGUCACGUGGUGGCCUACUACAGUGGUAUGGCUGUUAGACCCACCCAGUACUCGAUGACAGGGUUCAAGGUCGAGCCGAUGUCAGAAGGGGGAUAAUCAUCCCAGCAGUAUCCUCCCCUGGCAUUCGGGUGGACUGCCACCCGGAGGUGCAUGUGUCCCGGUGAGGAGACGGCAAGACAUGAUGCUUUCUGAUGACGUACGUUCUGAACGGUGUUGCGACAGUAUGCAUGGCCAGGCUACACUAACAGACUAACUGCGUCCUAACAAGACACGAGGGCACAAUUCACUUCCCUAAACGGUCUUACGAGACUGACAUCGUGCAGGGCAAUCAUUCUCCCCUUUGAAGGACUGAACAGAGAGGGUUGAUCCCACCCUG